AGGAAGAAGGGUUGUCAGCAGUGCUUGCUUCCACUCAUAGAGACUGCAAGCAUCGUCCUUUCGAUCUAUUCACCAGUAAUGAUGACAGGACGUCCCGUCAGUAUGUGCUGUGUGUUAUCCUCGUGUUGUGAAUGUAGUUAUUUGAAUGAAAAUAGUGCAAAUGGUGAGUGUGCAAAGUUAGUGGUCGCAGCCGGUGGCGCCUCUGGUGGCGAGUGGCGGCAGCUCGUCGUGGGUCGGGUCGGGCCAGUCAGUCAGUCAGUCGGUGGGCCGCGUAGCCUUAGGACGCGCGCUCCUCCAGUGUAGUGAUGAUCAUGUCCACUCGCCUCGGGCCUCGGUGACGACGCGUGUGACCAAUACAUUAUUCCGCAUCAAGUGUCAACCAGUACUUCACUCUUAAGUCUUUGUGAUUUUGUUCUGCAAUUUUGUAAUGAUGGCAACAAGUUUCUUUUCGUUGGUGAAAGAGGAACCUGAUACAGGACACGAUAUUAUGGAAACUACACCUGUGGCACUGCCACCCACAAGCGUGGGCAUGGGCGGUCAUACAUCCCCGGGGAGCGGUGGCCCACAUGUAGGUGGCCCGCCCAUGCAAGCUGGCAUGCCUUUGACACCCGUUACCCCCACCAGCCUUCAGCCGCCCCCACACCACCGUAUCGAGAUUGACCCAAACUUCGAGCCCGUGGCACGCUCGCGCUCGAACACGUGGCCGCUGCCAUGCCCUGAAGGCUACAUGGAAGGGGAAGAGCCCGUGGCGGUCGCCACCGAAGGCCCGGUCCCCGUUGACCAGCCGCGGCCUCCGGGCGCCGUUGGUCCGGGCGACCCUCCGGGCGGCCCGCCCAAGAAGAACACCUCCCGCCGGAACCCCUGGGGCAACAUGUCCUACGCCGACCUCAUCGCACAGGCCAUCAUGUCGUCCCCCGACGGACGCGCCACGCUGUCCCAGAUCUACGACUGGAUGGUUCAGAACGUGCCCUACUUCAAGGAUAAGGGCGACUCCAACUCUUCCGCCGGCUGGAAGAACUCCAUCCGCCACAACCUGUCGUUGCACAACCGGUUCAUGCGCGUGCAGAACGAGGGGACCGGCAAGUCGUCUUGGUGGGUACUCAACCCCGAUGCCAAGCCGGGCAAGUCCACGCGCCGCCGUGCCAACACCAUGGAGGGCGGCCGCUACGAGAAGAAGCGAGGCAGAGUCAAGAAGAAGCUUGAGGCGCUCCGGAACGGCCAGGAGAUGACGCCGUCCCCGUCGUCGUCACUGAGCGAGAGCCUGGACCUGUACCCCGACUCCCCCCACACGCACCCAGUGCACAGCGCGUACAGCCAGCUCUCUCCGCAGGACUACCGGCCCAGGGCCUCCUCCAACGCCUCCUCCUGCGGGAGACUGUCCCCCAUCCCCGCGAUAGAGUCCGAUAUGCAUGAUUCACAGGUACCGCCCAUGUCCCCUGGCAUCGGUGGGUGGGGCGGAGAAUACUGGCCCCACCACGCCCACCCGCACCCGCUCGCCCACGACCGGUAUGCCGACCAGUUAGUGGACUCCAUGGGCGAAGGGCUGAAGCUCGGGCCGGACUCCUGGGGCGGCCCAGCACGCCCGCCCAACCCUCAAGACUGUAUGAAGAUGUCACAGCUGUCCCCGCACGGCCCGCCCACCUCGCACAUGAACGGCUACGUCACCCACCACCACCACAACCACCACCCGCAGGGCUUCAGUACCUUUGAAGAUUUUCGUUUCAACCCCCACAACCCCCACGGGCCGGCAUUCCCCCACCCGCCCGCACAGCAUCCGCCCACACCCCACCAAGACAAGAUGGCAACGCCCACACGCCCGCAUCCACACAAUAACUACUCCCUGACCAGUCUACAGGUGAUCAAGCAUGAGCUACAGGUCGAGGGGAACCUGGACUUCUCCUUCCCACAAGCUCAUCACGGACACCACGCCCACGCACAUGCCCAUGCACAUGCCCACGCCCACGCCCAUGGGCACCCCGACACCCCUCAGAUGGCCGUGCCCUCGGGGAUGCCCUACCCAUGCUCGUCCAUCGCAGCCGGGAACCAGUGGGUCCGCUAGAAAGGUGCGAGAAAGACUAAGAGGUCCAGGACCUGAACGCUAGCAAGAACUCAUCACAACGCACACAUCGGAUCACCAGCUUGACAGCUUGAAGCUUUCCCAGCCCAUGAAGAGGUUCUAGCCGACCUGAGGUGGCCUGGGGCGCUGAGGCCAGGUCGACUCGAGGUGGCCUGGGGCGCGGAGGCCCGCCGACGCCCGCCCGGGACCGCGUCUCGAGCGCCGAGGCGCUGGGGCCGCCGACCGCCUCCUCGUCUGCGGUCGGGACGGCAACGGACCGAAAAUGAGCAUGUCGAGCAAAUUUUGUGAUAUUUUAUGCAGAAAAAAUAUAUCUCGGAGCUCACAAGAGCAGGUGGUAUAUAUUUUCUUCCACUAAGAUCCAAAGCGAUUUCCCCUCAGCGUCGGACGGACAGUCCAGCCGCGCCGAGACCAGCGUCGCCUCGCUGCCGAAGAGGUGGCCUUUCCGUCUCUACGUCUCUAUGUAGGGAACGGAAACGGAGAAUCUCCCGCCGGGCCUCGGGCGGGGCUAGAACCGCGCAGAACCUGGCAGUUAGUGAACGCUGAAACGAUAUCCUCAUGGGUGCGGAAAGAAAAAGAAACAGCUGAUGUGGCCAUCUUAGGUGUUCCUCAAGAUGAUGUGUGAUGUGUUAACUGCUAAAGACAAUCAAACUAUCAAGAGUUAUCAAGAUGAAAGUGAAGGUGAUUGUGAUGAAACUCUUUAACCAUAGCGGUGGUUGUGAAGAAGAUAAGUGGAUAACGAUAGGUUUCGAUGAAUAAUAACUUCUGUUGUAAAGAUGUUGUGAUAGAGAUAGUGCUGGAGGCUAGGCUGGGAGAGACAGGACUCGCGCUGGCCGUCUCCAAGCAUAAUGUUCAGUGUGAUAUGCAGGGUUUCCCACCUGCCUGAUGCCAGCGGGCGGCCGACGACUCCUUCGGCUCCACAGGAGACUGCCGGGUCAGACGCAUGGGACGUGGCGUGUGAGUUGGGGUUUAGCGCGAUGCUCGUCCUCAGCCCAGCUGGGCGGGGGCGUCAGGACGGAGGUGCUCGCCCGCCGUUCAUUCAUUGCUGCAGACCACGCGGGGCGACGCGGCAGAGCACCGGGAGCGGAGCCUACGCCGUGCACGAGGGAAACUGAAGUGACGGAGGAAACUUCCUUGCUCACCCACGCCAAUAUCGCCAGUCGUGGAAAGUGUCAUGGUGCUUUUCAUACAUUGUAUAAAUUUAAUAGAAUUACAGUUUUAGCAAUGACCAGCUUAUGUAACGCAGCAAUGAACCUUUGUAUUUUCAUAUGCAGAAAAAUGUCUACCCUCAUUUUGUUGUCCACAAAAAUCCGCGCAUUUUUAAUACCAUCAGCCCAGGUCAGUCACGCAGUUAUUAUUUAUCUAAAAGAAGUUUAGCCUCGCAUAACUGCACCGUAUGAUGAAUGUCUGAGCAAAUAAAACAAAGGCUUCGAUGCUCUUGCUGCAGAAGUGAAGCGAGACGGGGUGCGAGUGGCAAUUAAUAACUGAUUGUAUCCCUUGAAAAAGACUUUCACACGAAAUACCUGAAGGAGCAGUCAGCCGUGGAGUGAACAGACAUUUUGGUGUGUAAUUUGUUGAACUCUAUUUUACCCGUCGUUCUAUGCUUAAAUGCAACAGUCGAGCUGUAACCAUUAGGCUGGUUCCUAGACGAGGUAAUCUUUUGUUUAUUGGUCAAGCCUCAUUGUUCAUGAUUCAUAUGUUAAAGCAUAAAAGUGAAUCGUCAUAAAUGGGACUGACGGAAUGGGGCAGCAAACUGCAUGCAUUCUGCUGGCAGGGUAUUCUUUGUGUAGCAUCGCAUGUGGACGUUACGACUCCAACUCUCAAGUAGUUGGUGAACAGCCAGUGGUCGCCUUCGUCGGGAGGUCGCACGGGAAGGAUGACCUAAGCCACGAGGUCUUCGGCUCGCGGGUGAAGGCGUUGUGUGCUCGGACUUGCUGCGUACCUCGUGCCUGGAGACCAGAAGAUAUCUACGUAAGUUGCACAGCACUUGCACCGCGGGGGAAUCGUGCAACCGUUCCCUUGAACAGCGAGGGCCAGUUACUUACCCAGGCCAGAUUACUCCACCAAGCCUUCAGGGAGUGAACGCUCGUCCUCACCAAAUACUUGAGAAUUAGGUUACCUGUAUGUGUAAACUCCGCUGGCUGGCGUUUGUACAUAAUAGUUUAUUCCUAUGUACAUACAUUUUUUAUGUCGUAGGUCUUACUAGAAACAGAGCCUUGAAGCAGUCGGCAGAAUUGUUAGUUUUAUAUUGUAGUUCCGACUGGUUUAUAAUGUCACAAUCACGUAUGGACGUAGAUCCCUUUUACUGUCUGGUUCAUGUAUUGAAAUUAAGAUUCUUUACGCUGGUUCUUGUUUCGUAUGUGACGCCAGAGUCUUUAUCCUGGUUCAUCUAUGAUACUAAUAUUCAUAAUGCUGGUGCGCGUGCAGUGCCGAAUUCGUUACGCAGAAUCGUCUUCAGAGAUCGGAGUUCUGACGGUUUGCUCGCCAUCGCCGGGCGGGCGCGGGGCAGGAGCCGGCGGGGUCCUCCUCGCUGGCGCCGGGAGACCACCGCCCGGCGUCGCGAAGGGCGGACUCGCGGACCCGGGCUCGUCCGCGCGACGGGGGCCGGGCGACGAGGGGGAUCGCGGGCUUCGGGUCGUCGACUGAGAGCGGAAGGGGCAGGGGGAGGCGAGGUCGGGGGGAGGGGGCGCGGCCAGAGGGACGCGGAAGGCGGGGAACGGAAUUGUUAUGCAGUUGUUGAUAAAUUUAAACAGGGAUUUGGGUGCUUCAAGUAAACACUACACUUUCUCAUUACAAGCUUCCUAAGCUUUUUAGCUUCUUAUUAUUUCUUUAUGUUAUUUUCAAUAUGAUGUAAAUACAUCACACACACACACACACACACACACACACACACACACACACACACA
This is a messenger RNA of Penaeus chinensis, 4980 nucleotides long. RefSeq names its product forkhead box protein O-like (gene foxo). Gene Ontology annotation, cellular component: nucleus. Gene Ontology annotation, molecular function: DNA-binding transcription factor activity, RNA polymerase II-specific; RNA polymerase II cis-regulatory region sequence-specific DNA binding. The transcript has 7 exons. The coding region runs from base 428 to 2059 and encodes 543 amino acids. Gene Ontology annotation, biological process: regulation of transcription by RNA polymerase II. The record is from RefSeq and is a predicted model, not a curated record. Lineage: Eukaryota; Metazoa; Arthropoda; Malacostraca; Decapoda; Penaeidae.